AUGUGGAUAUCGACGUUUUAUUUCGGUUCAAUUAUCAUUGCUGGUGCUGUGUGCUUUAAGAUUGGUUUUAUCGAUAACACAGGAUUCAAACCUCUAGACAAUGAUAUAACGACGAUGAAUAUGAAUGGAUCUUGCAACGAAUGCGGAUGUUAUGCCAAAGAGAUGAACUAUUCGGGAUUCAAUUGUUUUCUGUAUGCUAAUGCAUGUUUAUUGUUCGAAGCAUUCACAAUGAAUUAUAGUUUAAAUACAAUGACGGGUACAAGGUUUUAUUUUUUCGAAUUGCCGACAGUGUAUCAAUUGAUUUCGAAAAAAGACGUUAUAGAAGGAAUUUGGAAUGCUACUGCAGGUGGCGAUAGUCUCAAUGUUACCAAAGGACAAAGUAAUGGACAGUAUCCAACGUCGUCAGAAGGUCCAGCAAGUGUUGGUGAUUACGAUCUUUCAACCAAAUACAACAAUUACGGAAAUAGCAAUUAUACUAAAAGUUUGUCAAAUGUCGGUGCUGGCACGGGUUUCUAUGUAACACUCACUGUUGGUGCGUGUGUUGUUACUGGUAUUCAAUUUGCAACAGCAAACGAUGCACCGGGGCGUGAUCCAAUCACAAUGACAUUGGAAGGCAGUAAUAUAACUGACACUUCACUACUUUCGACAGGUUCAAGUUGGACAUUAAUUUAUAGUGGAUCAACAGGAAUCUCAAACAUCACUAUUCCACCUAGAUCAACUUAUGUCGACGUUCAAAAUUUUACCAACGUGCAUCGUUUCAAGAGUUAUCGAUUCAUUAUGACGACACAACGAGGUGUGGCUACUAAUUUACAGUAUAGUGAAGCUCAUCUUCUUGGUUACGUGUAG
This is a messenger RNA of Adineta ricciae, 846 nucleotides long. NCBI's taxonomy places the organism in Eukaryota, Metazoa, Rotifera, Eurotatoria, Adinetida, Adinetidae. The record is from the annotation of a GenBank genome assembly.